CUUUGCAGGACGCAGCGAAUGCUUGGCUCUGGGGCGGGAGGCUAAAGGAUGGUCCAUCACAGACCAGUUACCCUAACGACUUGCCCGUCAGAAACAGCCUCGUCACCCACCUUUGCUCACCGUGCAGCACGCACACAUUCGCAUACUAGAGAAGAACUACCAGGCGCGUUUUAUGCUUUUGUGAAGGGAGACUGUGUGGUUAUGCGCGCUUCGUAUCUCGACUGCUCGGUGUUCCAGCACCGCGCCCGGAUGGAAAUGUGUCUUCCGGGGAGAAGCUGCUUUCAGCCAACGAGACACCGAGCACAACACGCGACGCAGCCCGGACAUCUGCAGUUUUCCUCAGCAGCCUGUCCAAAAACGCACGCGGUUUGAGGCGCACACAUCUAUGGCCAAACGACACAACCUGCGUCUCAGCGGAGGGUUUAAGGGCUGUAGGACAUCAGCAAGAGCCGAAAAUCCAGAUUUUGCUAAUUCAUUCUGAUAUUUGUGCCGUCAUUCAUGGAUGUGCACGCAGAGGCUGGUCCGCCGCACGUGCAGAGGGUGGAUGAGCCACCGGGAGGCGCCACGGUCACUGUUACCGAGCAGUUUCAGGUCCGGUCGGUACCGGGGUGUGACGGCGAGGAUGACCCGCAGUCGAGCGCCGUCGGAGCUCAAACACCUGCAGCGGUUGAUCCGAUCGCAGAGAUCGAGAGCGAGGAUGGUGCGCGCGCAGAGGUGCACGGAGCGGCCGGUCAGGAUGCGGGGAAUAGAGCGGGGAAAACGGAAACCGUGGGCUCCAGCUGCAGCAACGAGAGCUGCGUUCCGACACCAGGCUGUCGGAUCUGCUUUCAAGGAGCCGAGCAGGGGGAGCUGCUGAGCCCGUGUAGGUGUGCUGGUACCGUUCGGCAUGCCCAUCAGCACUGUCUGCUCAAGUGGAUCAGUGAGAAGGGUUCUUGGAGCUGUGAACUUUGCAACUACAGAUUCAACAUCCUGCCUAUACAUAUCAAACCACCACAACAGUGGCAGUCUGUGACUAUGACGCUGGUGGAAAAGGUUCAGGUCAUUGCAGUGUUUCUUGGUGGCAUCUUCUUGUUGGCUAGCGUGUCAUGGCUGCUGUGGUCAGCACUGAGCCCGCAAGCGUUAUGGCAACGCAGUGACAUCUUGUUUCAAAUAUGCUACGGCAUGUAUGCCGUCAUGGACCUAGUAUGCAUCGGUCUGAUUGUUCAUGAAGGUGGUGCUGUCUACAACGUGCUGAUGCGUUGGCGAGCGGUCAAUCUUCUCUGGGACGUUCAGAACUACGAUAAAAGCCGCGACCUGGACAACACGCACGGCCCACAUCGCAACCUGUGGCUGCCUCUCACGAACACGCACACAGUCGCGCACCCGCACACCACCCGACUGGAGUCGUCGCCUCGAUGCCCCCUUCAUAUCUUCUCCAUGUGCCUGAACGUGACCUCUGACCUCUCCCCCCAGGAGCAAGGCUCAGGCGAGCUUGUUGUUAGGGUCACGUCAGUCUGACCUCAAAGAAACUCAUUCAGGGACCAAUCCACUCUCCUUGCACUGCCCUGAGGUGGGCGUGGCUAGCAGAUGGGAGGAGCCUCGGUGUUGGGAGGAGCCUUACUUGAAAAGCACUUUAGAAGAUGCACAA
Paramisgurnus dabryanus is the source of this 1627-nucleotide messenger RNA. RefSeq names its product membrane-associated ring finger (C3HC4) 11 (gene marchf11). Gene Ontology annotation, biological process: protein ubiquitination. NCBI's taxonomy places the organism in Eukaryota, Metazoa, Chordata, Actinopteri, Cypriniformes, Cobitidae. The record is from RefSeq and is a predicted model, not a curated record. Gene Ontology annotation, molecular function: zinc ion binding; ubiquitin-protein transferase activity.